CGGUCAGCUCUCCUAUCUCUCCGUCUAUCAAUCAAUCAAUCAAUCAAUCAACGAGGAACGGGAGUGAACUCUAUUCCUCACAUUAAUGACCCUGCCAAUUGGUGGCCCAUGCUACCCUGCUCGUUACUAUCAGUACUAUCUAUCUAUCUAUCUCCCAACCUCAGUGGCUUCCUGUCCCCUUUCGGGAUGCACAGAAAGAAUCGUUUGUGUCAUCGCUUAAUCAACAACAACGACAAACACGGGGAGUAUACCCAGGUAGUAUCUACCGAUAUCCAGCGCCAGACCCAGAGGAGAACAGAACGAAACCAUCACCUUAUCGUCCAUUCGUUUCACAGUCUCUCUUACACAGCCAACCCGGAUUCGUGGUUAUCUGCUCGGCUGAUGAUCCCCGUAACUAAUCACUGAUAAGCCCAUCCAAGGUUCACCCCAACCAUCUCUUGCUUCAGCCCAAGUCCGGUUUAUCUACCGAGUCUCCAGGCUGGCGAUCCGCAAGUUGUAUCGUGUCCGCUUCGUGUCCCAUGGGUGACCACAC
Aspergillus fijiensis CBS 313.89 is the source of this 532-nucleotide messenger RNA. RefSeq lists its product as uncharacterized. The record is from RefSeq and is a predicted model, not a curated record. The transcript has a single exon. The coding region runs from base 109 to 405 and encodes 98 amino acids. NCBI's taxonomy places the organism in Eukaryota, Fungi, Ascomycota, Eurotiomycetes, Eurotiales, Aspergillaceae.